Molecule: messenger RNA, 3800 nt
Organism: Pelobates cultripes (western spadefoot toad)
Lineage: Eukaryota; Metazoa; Chordata; Amphibia; Anura; Pelobatidae
Source: the annotation of a GenBank genome assembly
GGCAGGUUUUCAUUUCUAGCCAUUCAGCAAUUGGUUUUCGAGAACUCAAAAAUUCUUAAAUUCCUCUAAAGCUAUACUGUGUUUUCUGGCCAGAUAAUACUGACCUCAAGACAAUGAUGUGGUUUACAAGAGGAAACGUAGUAAAUGGCAUUACAGGCUGUAAGCAUAACUAGCGGACUCGACUUUAUUACUUUUGUUUUUUGAUUUGGAAAUCAAUUUGCUCUAGAACAAUAGAUUGCAGAUACUUGUGUAUAUAUAUACAGAGAUACGGUAUGUACCCAGAGCUGUGUACAGUUACUGCCACAAUGGCUCUAGCAUCCUGCGACUAUCAAGGAUACACACAGUAUGACUUCCAACAGGUAAGUGAUCGAUUCCUUUAUGGUUGGGGGUGAUAAAGUUUAUAGGGACACACUGCAUACUAUGCCUUCCCAUAACAUAUUUUAUUUGUAAUUCUGAAUAGCCUUAAGCAAGCCUAGAUUUGCUUUAUGGUGCUACCAUUUUUACUUCCACUGGUAAGGCUAUUCCAUGUAUCUACUACUCUAUGUAAGAGAAGAAUUCAGAAGCAGUUUUAUGCCUCAACAAUCUGCUAAAAAGAGGGCACAGGGGCAAGUGCUGGAUGUGUGAGAUGCACUAUACCAGGGGUAGGCAACCUUUGGUAUUCCAUAUGUUGUGGACUACAUCUCCCAUAAUUCUCUUACAGUAAUUAUGUAGUUUAAAACAUCUAGAGUGCCGAAGGUUGCCUACACAUGCACUAUACCAUAAGAGGCUGUAGAGAUACUGUGUUUUAAAAGCUGGAAGAUGGAGAAUUCAGGUUCAAUUCAGAUAUAGGUCAGAUAUUUUGACCAUGACAAACACAUUUCUCUGGUCCAGUUUCUACAAUUCCCAGUUUAGUGAAUGAACACCCUGUGCGUAUGCUGAUUUGUAUGGUGUUAAAGGGCAUUGUGAUCAGGUUUUGUUCUUUAUUUUUACAGCAGUAUGGACAUCAUGGGGUAUCACAAACAGACCCUGUUGAGACAGCAGUUUUGGAAGACGUACAUUGUCCACCCAUGGCCAACUGUGGACAUCAUGUACAAGAUGAAGACUUUAACUGGGAAAUUGAUUUCCUCAACUCAAACUUCCCUGAAUUUCUGGCGAGUACCAGUGCAACGAUGCCAGUGCCUGUCACUGCAUAUCAGGAACAGCCCACCAUAACCACACGUCCUUCUGAGAGAUUUAAUUACUUCCAUUACCACUAUAGUGAAGAUCUACCCAUAGCAUAUCCAUUUGGAAAAUAUUCAAGCCAAAUGGGCAGUAAUAAUCUGGCUGAACACUCUGUGAUAAUGAGUGACGAAACCAUAUCUCCAAAUCACGAGCAAGCAAGCUGUGGUGCAGACGAUACAAAUAAUCAGAUCCAAGUUUUGAGUUGGCCUUACAAUAAAUUUAGUUUUCCAGGCAUGGCCAGUCAAGCCAAUUUUACUGCAAACCUUGAGCCAGUCUUACAAAGGACAAUGGCCCCACAUGUGUCCAAUCAGACACCAAAAGCUCUCUCAUCACACACAAAAAUAUGUUCAAAACGCUCUGACCUCCUGAAGGGAAAAAUCUCUGCGGUAAAACGUCGGUCAACUAAAGGACCUACUAUUUAUACCUGUGAAUAUGUGAAUUGUAGCCGGGUUUACACAAAGAGUUCACACUUUAAAGCACAUCUACGCUCACACACAGGUAAGUGACAAAUGUUAUUUUUAAAUAGUGUUAUAUUGCAGAAAACCUGAGUGCAUUAUAAAAUCUGUAAUAUCUUAUUACGGUAACCUGGCUCCUGAGCGCCUUAUUACCCUGUAACAUCUUAUUACACUAGCCCGGCUCCCGAGUGCCUUAUUACCCUAUAACAUCUUUUAUCAGUAACCCGGCUCCUGAGUGUCUUAUUACCCCGUAACAUCUUACUACAGUAACCCGGCUCCUGAGCGCCUUAUUACCCCGUAACAUCUUAUUACAGUAACUAGGCUCCUGAGUGCCUUAUUACCCUGUAACAUCUUAUUACAGUAACCCAGCUCCUGAGUGCCUUAUUACCCUAUAACAUCUUUUAUCAGUAACCCGGCUCCUGAGUGCCUUAUUACCCCGUAACAUCUUACUACAGUAACCCGGCUCCUGAGCGCCUUAUUACCCCGUAACAUCUUAUUACAGUAACCCAGCUCCUGAGUGCCUUAUUACCCUAUAACAUCUUAUUACAGUAACCCGGCUCCUGAGUGCCUUAUUACCCUGUAACAUCUUAUUACAGUAACCCGGCUCCUGAGCGCCUUAUUACCCUGUAACAUCUUAUUACAGUAACCCGGCUCCUGAGUGCCUUAUUACCCUGUAACAUCUUAUUACAGUAACCCGGCUCCUGAGUGCCUUAUUACCCUGUAACAUCUUAUUACAGUAACCCGGCUCCUGAGUGCCUUAUUACCCUGUAACAUCUUAUUACAGCAACCCUGCUCCCGAGUGCCUUAUUACCCUGUAAAAUCUUAUUACGGUAACCCGGCGCCUUAUUACCCUGUAACAUCUUAUUAGGGUAACCCGGCUCCUGAGCGCCUUAUUACCCUGUAACAUCUUAUUACAGUAACUCGGCUCCUAAGUGCCUUAUUAUCAUGUUAAAAAUGCAUCUAUUCCAGGUGAGAAGCCAUAUGUAUGUGACUGGCAAGGCUGUGAAUGGAAAUUUUCACGUUCUGAUGAACUCACUCGCCAUUUCAGAAAACACACCGGUCAACGUCCUUUCCAAUGCCACAACUGUCAAAGAACCUUUGCCCGAUCUGACCACCUGGCUCUGCAUUUAAAACGUCAUCAAAGUACGUCAAUGAGUUUGGGAAAAAGUUGGGCAGUUGAUAGUUAUACAAUGCUUUAUGCUUCAUGGUUUCUUCAAAUUUGUUUUGCAGAUCCUUGAUAAUCCAGUUUCCAAAUAAUAAAGUGAACUGUUUUCAAGAAAUGGGUUCAAAACUGUAGUAUACAGUGGAUUUGAAGCCAUGAUGUUGUCUUACCACAACGAGACUGCAGAUUUUAGAAGCCGUAUGGUUCUGUAUACGCAUUCAGUGUGGAAAAGCUAAACAAAAAAAGUUGAAACUAUUUCUGCUCAUAAGGUUGGGUUUCUGGCCACUCCGCUCCUCCAGUUUUGUGACAUGUUUUAAGGAGCUAAUAUGUUGUAUAUAUAUAGUCUAUAUGGGUAUCUGGUACUGGUCAGGCUCUUAUUACCGCAGGAAAACACAGUGAAUUUAGUUUACUGUAGAGACGCACUUUCUGGGUUUGACAUUCCUAAUGGAAGGAAAUGUAGGUUAGGUAUCUUUGACCUGUGAAGCAUUGGGCUAAGGAAUAGGUGGGAAGGAUUACUGUUUUAUAUUCUUUUUUCCUCUCUCUUUAUUUCUUUCUCCUUACCUUUCAGACAGAAGUUCAGCUCAGAGCAAAUCCUGGUAGCGUAGUUAAAUAAUAUUAAUGGAUUUAGUCAAGCUAUGGAUGCUGUACACCAAGUCAUGUGGAUAGUCUGUGUCACCCUGUUAGAUGAUCUGGAACGGCGAAAAAGGGUCGAUCACAAACUCUUACAGAACUAGAAUCCACUGAACUUUUGCAGCUACUUUGUAUUUUGCAUGAUCUUUUCUGGGUUUUUAGUUCUGAGUUUUUAAAAUGUUUGCCAUAUUUCUUAGAAUUAGCUUUUUGUAAAUCCAAUAAGUGGCUUAUAAUAAAAUAAAAGGCAAUUUUUUUUUUUUUUGGCUCAGCUAUUUUGUUUUAAAACUUUGCUUUUGUCUUGGUUUGUUAUUCUAUUGCCACUUCAACGCAAUGCACUAUUUAGGAAAUAAACC